CUGAAAUGAAAAGAAGUGGCAGAGAAACAGGAAGAGAAAGAAACCCGAGGAGCCAAAAUCCUCAGUGCGAUGGUUUCCAAGAACUGCUAGCCGCUUGCGGGGUUAAUUGGAAAAAGUAGAACCACUUAAUUCAAAGAAGGCAAGGGGGAAGCGUGAGAAGAGACAGGAGAUGCGAUCGACCGGCUUAGAUGGGAUGGAGGGGGUGGGGCGAAGCCGGAGAAACAGCCCGGGAGAAAGGAGACGUCAUUCCGGACCAGAACGCAAUUUGCUGAGACCCGCUGGCGUCUUGUAUGCAAAUGACCAGGGCUUCCCGGAGGCCGGGCUGAGCCGGGCGCGCUCGGCUUGCAGCCGGAGUCAGCGCCGAGGCCUGAAGCCCAGCGCCAGGGAGGGAAGCAUCUCCGGCCGUCGCCGAGGGAGGAUGGACGCGACCCAGAAGCGGAGAGUAAAUGAGGAUUAAAGCACUCGGGGGAAGGAAGCCCUCUUGAGAAGCUGUCGAAAUUCAAGGUGGGCAGAAGAGGUCAAUUCGACCCUCUGACCCUUGUGGUUUCAGGGACCCCUCGAUUCUCCAUCCUUGGCGAGAGAGUCCUUCCCCAGGGAAGUGAAGAUAAUGAACUUUUGGAGGUAUUACCUUUUUGCUUCCACUGUGUUCAGUGUGGUGAUUUUUGUGGUCCUUUACAAUAGCCGGUUAAGCCUGCCAAAAAGUUAUGGGAAGCUGAAUAGUUCCAGUGAAAGAUAUUUUCAAAUACAUGCCUGUAAUUACGCCUUAGAAGACAAGUCAUCCUUUUUGUGGGAAAAGACAUUGCCAUCACCGGUGGGAAGUGUCCCUUGCAAGGACUACCUGACCCAGAAUCACUACAUCACAAGCCCCCUGUCAGAAGAAGAAGCUGCGUUCCCCUUGGCAUAUGUCAUGGUUAUUCACAAGGACUUUGAUACUUUCGAAAGGCUCUUCAGGGCUGUUUAUAUGCCCCACAAUGUCUACUGCGUGCACGUGGAUGAGAAAGCCACCGCUCAUUUUAAGAAAUCUGUGUGGCAGUUACUGAGUUGCUUCCAAAAUGCUUUUCUGGCUUCCAAGGCAGAGCCUGUGGUCUACGCAGGAAUUUCCAGGCUCCAGGCUGACCUGAACUGCCUGGAAGACCUGAGGGCCUCGGAGGUGCCCUGGAAGUACGCCAUCAACACCUGCGGGCAAGAUUUCCCCCUGAAAACCAACAGGGAAAUCGUUCAGCAUCUGAAAGGCUUUAAAGGGAAAAACAUCACCCCAGGGGUGCUGCCUCCCGAUCAUGCGAUUGGACGGACCAAGUAUGUACACCGAGAGCACCUGAGCAAAGGUGGCUCUUUUGUGAAAAAUACUUAUAUUUUAAAAACCUCACCUCCACAUCAGCUGACCAUCUACUUUGGCACUGCCUAUGUGGCGCUCACCAGAGAGUUUGUCAACUUUGUCUUCCAGGACCAAAGGGCCAUUGAUCUCCUACACUGGUCAAAAGACACAUACAGCCCUGAUGAACAUUUCUGGGUAACACUUAAUAGGAUUCCAGGUGUCCCCGGCUCCAUGCCCAACGCAUCGUGGGCCGGUAACCUCAGAGCCAUAAAGUGGAUUGACAUGGAAGAUAAACACGGAGGCUGCCACGGCCACUACGUCCACGGCAUUUGUAUCUAUGGAAACGGAGACUUGAAGUGGUUGAUUAAUUCAUCAAGCCUCUUUGCCAACAAGUUUGAGCUCACGACGUACCCUCUUACUGUAGAAUGUCUUGAACUGCGGCUUCGAGAGAGAACCCUCAAUCAGAGUGAAGUUGCAAUACAGCCCAGCUGGUAUUUCUGAUCUGCUGCAGCUCAGGGCUGGAGGGAAAUCGCAGCUGGGAAGGAGAGCCUUUCUUAGGGAGAGAACUUUGCCUAGGGUUAAAUGAACAGUUUGAGGACCACAGUUACGGCUUCAGGACCCGACUACACUAUUACAUGUUAAAAUACCUACUGGACACUGUGAAAUGCACUAUCAGGAUGGUUGUACAGAGUGAUCCCGGCGCUCUGGUCACGCUGGCAGUUCCCUGAGGCUCCCCUCUGUAUCAGGCUAAAGUUUUGAUCAAUGAUAAAUGUAACUGUCAUCAGAUCUUUGCAUCGGAUACUCAUGGUAGAUAAAUGCUCUAAUGAAAAGGAGAAUUGUAGAUAGUACUGUUUAGGAAAAUAAGAAUUGGGUGUCUUUGAAGAAGGAAUCUUUCAUGACAGAUCGAUAGCCACACAUUAACGGACACUCCUUCUCUUUGCUCAACUACACUUAGGCGUAGAAACUGUUUUCUGAGUAACUCACCAAACUCCUUUAAAACUUGACUGAGAACGAGAUCUUGUUCCUGCGUUGCAGGAGCAGCACUUUCCAGUUUCCUGUGUCUUAGGUUCUUUCUAGAACGUAAAGUCGUUCGCAGGAGACAGAAUUGAAGAUGGCAGUCACUGCCUGCCACUUCAGUAAAAGGACCCCGCGAAUCAGUUUCUUGAUAAUUUGUCAGAAUGUGCUCCGAUCCCUCUUGCAUCAUUUUCCAUUGAGAACAAGGAAGAGUUCUCCAAGAAUGAAGAUAUUCCUCCAAGACAGGAAUUGCAUAGGAAUUGUUGCAUAGGAGAGUGAAUCACUGUCCUUCUCUGCCGCCACCCCUCGCCCCCACCAAAGUGAUGUCAUCUGCAACAUGGAGACCGAGUUGUAGCCGUGAGCCCUUCAGGAAUCCAGAAUGUUCCCUGGGUAGCUUUGCCGUGCCUGGUGCUGAUAGGGGUGCCUGGGUUUUUAAGAGCUUUCACCUGUGGGCGAAACUCUCUGUCACUUACCUUUUGUCCCGUUUACCCAUCCACUUCAUUCAUUCAGGAGUCGGUCAGUAAGCAUCUCCUGGGUGUCUGUUAUACAGCAGACACGUGCAGAGACAAGGAGGAGGAGAAAAUCAGAAGCUGUUUCACUCUAAACAUCUUGGCAGUAACGUCACUGUUGGAGAGGCUGCUCUAAAAGAGUCUAGAAUCUGGUUGUGUUUUAUUAACGCAUGUGUGGGGUUGCCAGUUGUGAUAUCGGGCUGAGGGCAUCAUCAACUACAAAGUGAGGUCUAAAUCGGGGAUUAUUCCCGAGAGAGAAGUGGGGGACGAGGCAGCAGCUGCAGCGGAUUGCGUUCUAGGUGUCCUGCCAGCAACUUGACACCUCAUUGCCUUCCAGCGUCACAGCACUCUCGUGAAGCUCGCGUUGAUCGCCCCGUUUUGCAGGUGAAGUUAGUGAGGCUCAGACAGGGUCUUAAUAAGGACGAGGGAACAAGUUCUCUGAAAAUCAGGAUUCUUCCCUGGUCUGCUUAGUUCAUUGCCUGAAGUGGACCACUGGGAGAAGGUGAAAUAAAGCCAUAUUUAGUGUAACAGAUUGGCUUCAGUGUUAAUAUUUGAGGAAACAUCCUGUGACCUCGGGAGAAUGUGAAGUCUACUUUGUACUCCGUGGAUCUGUUGAGUUCCAUAAUAUUUAUUCUAAUGAAAAACAGUGACUACAACUCAUGGUACACUUAAUGAAUGCAAUUUUAUUAUUUUUUUCUGUCCUUGUGCCUGUUGAAUGUUGGUCACAUUUAAGGGAAUGACUUUGAAGUAAAGCCUUCUUUUCUCCUGCUACUGAAAACGAUGGAACUGUACUGGGUGAUGAAGUGUCAAAGGGUAGGGAAUACACCCAGAGCUAAUGGCAGAAUCGAAACAUCACCGUUUUUGUUUUUUCCAGCUUAUUUACAUGACGCCCCCUGAGAAGAAGGAAUGUUUUACACUGGAUCCUUCUCACGUAGAACAAGAAAUCUUUCGGAAUAGAUGUUUACAUGUCCAUUGCUGGUCAUUUCUUCUAUGUCUGAAGUGCUUUAAUAUUGGAAGAAUGUCGUGUUCGGACUAGUGGGUUUCGGCUAGCCCAUGAGAUGCCUUUGUUUUGAUGACGUUCCACGUUGUUUUCUUGGAAAUAAAUUAAUAUAUUGUUUUCCAUC
Camelus dromedarius (Arabian camel) is the source of this 3962-nucleotide messenger RNA. It is a transcript of the gene GCNT2, whose product is annotated as glucosaminyl (N-acetyl) transferase 2 (I blood group). The transcript is spliced from 3 exons. Bases 608 to 1816 code for a protein of 402 amino acids. NCBI's taxonomy places the organism in Eukaryota, Metazoa, Chordata, Mammalia, Artiodactyla, Camelidae. Gene Ontology annotation, cellular component: membrane. Gene Ontology annotation, molecular function: acetylglucosaminyltransferase activity. Gene Ontology annotation, biological process: transforming growth factor beta receptor signaling pathway. The record is from RefSeq and is a predicted model, not a curated record.